Molecule: messenger RNA, 2689 nt
Organism: Bufo gargarizans (Asiatic toad)
Lineage: Eukaryota; Metazoa; Chordata; Amphibia; Anura; Bufonidae
Product: syncytin-A-like
Exons: 2
Coding region: 1369-2556 (395 amino acids)
Source: RefSeq, a predicted model, not a curated record
AAACUACUGCAGACAAUGGAUUCCUGAUUGCUCCUGAGGAAAUGUUAAAUGUAUUUGAUUAUUUGAAAUGUUCUUUAAUGACAAGUCCAGGUUUGGGCCUCCCUGACUACAAACUCACGUUCCACGUAUAUGCUCAACAAAAUUGUAAAACCAUGGCGGGUGUGCUGACAUAGUAUCACGGAGGCAAGUUACGUCCUUGUGCUUUUUUCUCAAAGGUGGUUCUGGCAUCCGUCCAAGGAAUGCCGGCCUGUCUGAGAUCUCUUGCAGCCUGUGCUAUGAUUGCUGAGCUUGCAACGCCACUCACAAUAGGACAUGAGACUAUCCUGUACACCACACAUGAUGUACUAGGCCUUCUUAAAGGCAUGCACACACAGCACAUGUCUGCACAAAGACUAUCUGGAUGGGAGAUUCUACUCCUCAGCAAUCCCUCCCUCCAAAUAUGCAACACACACCUUAGGUCCAGCACCUAUCUUGAAUACCCUAUUAGGACUUAAAGGACCUGAGGAUCACUUGACAGAGGCACAUGAUUGUAUACACGCCAUACAACAUGACACAGAUAUUGUCCUAGGAGCCAGACCCAUCACAUACCAAUCUUCACAAGCAGCAGAAUUGCACUCACAAGAGCAUGCAUACUACAUGAAGGCAAGCUAGUCACCAUUUACACUGACAGCAGGUACGCACAUGAAGUGGUCUGGGACCACGGGGUCAUUUGGCAAAGGAGAUGAUUCAUUGCAGCUGAUGGAACCAACUCACCCAUUCCAAGUGGGAGAUAUCGUGAUUAUAAAGAAAUUAAAGAAAGGAAAAUUUUCAGGAGACUUCCCCUACGGACCACCGACUACAGUGGUAGCCGCAACCCGCACAGCAGUACUCACGGAAGAAGCACCUACUUGGAUCCACGCCACCAGAGUGAAACUGGUAAAGGAGGCACCCCAAAAGGAGGUACUAACGGGAGCAGACAGCUCUGACCUCGAAGAAGGACAAAGUAAGGUAGUAACGGGAGCAGACAGCUCUGACCUUGAAAAAGGACAAAGUGAGGUACUAACGGGAGCAGACAGCUCUGACCUCCACCAGGAUGCACUCCCUCAAUUCUGGAAGAUGGCACAGAUGGUCCACUUGGACUGUGGGAUUACUGACGAUCCUAAUGACUCUGCCGGAGGAUAACAAAGAUGAAGUUGAUAUAACGCAGAAAGGUGGAACCACUACCUUCUGGUACAUUUCCUCCAGUGCUCACGUUGCAACUUAUUCCUUCUGUUUAUGCAGCAUAAUGAAGUGCAGUCCUUCCACGAGAUACUGCAACCACUAUAAGAAUGGACAUACCCUCAGAAACAAACAAACCCCCUCAAACCUCGUAUCUUAACUUUUAACAAUAUGAGAACAAUAUCUGACCCAACAUAUGAAGAGGCUCUUGCAGCAGAAACUGGGUUCUCUGAUGCCAACCUAUGGUUAGAAUGGAUGAAGUACAGCGCUGCUUCAGUAAAUAAAAGUAAUUGUUAUAUAUGUGGGACAGCUAAGCCUCACCUAGGUACUGUGCCCUUAAUAUUGCCCUCUAGUGUUGAGGAAUGUUUUUUGCAAUUAUUCUCAAAUUUAUCUAGUAACCAGUCUGCAUGUGAAGAAUGGAAGCAAAAAUACCCACUCCUCAUAAAAGCUCUCCACCCUGGUGCAGGUAUACAUAUCUAUCCUGGUAACUAUACCUGCCACAGAGGGGGAGAUCAAGGAAGAUCCCUGGGUAAUUUCACUGAAGUAUACUGUGCAACUUACAGUGAAACAGAUACCUCCCUCACACAGAAUCAAGUAUACUCGAUUGGAGAUGUAUAUUGGAUCUGUGGGGAUGGAAAGAUAAGAUCUAGACUAGAGGGUUCCUGGAAAGGAGAAUGCGCCCUUGCUAAAGCCAUCAUGAACAUACACAUCUUCACUGAAAAUCAAAAAGACACCAACAUACAUAUACGCAACCGUCGUGCCCUCCCAAAAGGUAGCUUCGACCCACACGUAUAUAUUGAUGCAAUCGGGGUCCCAAGAGGGGUCCCUGAUGAAUUCAAGGCCAGAGGUCAGGUGGCAGCAGGAUUUGAAUCCAUAAUUCCCCACAUAACAAUCAACAAAAAUGUAGACUGGAUCAACUAUAUUUACUAUAAUCCACAAAGGUUUGUAAACUACGCCAGGGAUGCAUUACAGGGUGUAGCAGAACAGUUACAGGCAGAUUCCAUUAUGACAUUUCAAAUCCGCAUGGUACUCGAUAUGAUACUUGCAGAAAGAGGCGGUGUCUGUAUGGUAUUGACGGACCCCUCAUCCUGCUGCACGUUCAUACCCAACAACACCGGCCCUAAUGGUAAGGUCACACUGGCAAUAAAGAAACUCGAGGAUUUAUCAAUCGAGCUAAAAAAAAACUCAGGUAUCAAUAACCCAUGGGAUCAGUAUUUUGGCUGGUUCACUACCUGGAAACAGGCACUUGUACAGUUGGGAAUCAUUAUCCUGAUAAUUAUUAUAGUAAUAGCAGUAGUAGCAACAUGUAUCAUACCAUGUGUACGGAAACUGAUAAUGAAAGGAAUAUCAAAUAUGUAAUUUUAUGAAACUAUGCUGCCUAAUCCUGAAGACAACUCACAUGAAGGAUAUAGAAAAUAUCUGGUGGUAUACAGGGAAAAGGGCAAGGGUAAGAACCAUAUUAUCUAAGAAAUUUGGUUCUAAAGAGGGGAUU